Symbiodinium natans is the source of this 639-nucleotide messenger RNA. The record is from the annotation of a GenBank genome assembly. Lineage: Eukaryota; Dinophyceae; Suessiales; Symbiodiniaceae.
AUGAAGAGCGAGAACCGCUCCUGUUUUGAGUGCCCGAACAGGAACCCGACCUGGAUCUCGCUGACCUACGGCAUCUAUCUCUGUCUGGAGUGUUCCGGGGAGCAUAGACGCAAGGGUGUCCACAUCUCCUUUGUUCGCAGUGUCGAGCUUGACGGCUUCACACCAGAACAGAUGGUGCAGAUGGCGGCUGGCGGCAAUGGCAAGGCCCAGGACUACUUCAAGGGCCACGAGAUGGGAAAGCUGUCAGGGUCUGGCCGCCCGGUGGACUACACCUCCAAGGUGGCUCAGAGGUACAAAGCUCAGCUCGACUACGACGCGAAAAAGUUCUGUGAGAAAUUUUCGGUGGUUGGCAAAAAUGCCAGCCAGGCCUCCAACAAGGAGUCGGCUGUGGAUCCUGUUGACCAGGCCACGGACUUCUCCUUCGAGGCACCAGAUGUGAAGGCUCUGCGGGGGGACAUGGGAAGGCCGGUUCUUGAAAAGAGGUUGUUGCGCCACGGUGGAACUCACGAAGCUCUCAAGAAAGAGUACAGGGGGCGCAUCUGGGGCAGAUACGGCAGCUUGGACUUCCCUUGUGUGAUUUCCUUUGAGAACAUGUCGUCAACCAGUCCGGCAAUGCAAGAGACUCCCCGUUUUACUUAA